Molecule: messenger RNA, 2258 nt
Organism: Dioscorea cayenensis subsp. rotundata (Guinea yam)
Lineage: Eukaryota; Viridiplantae; Streptophyta; Magnoliopsida; Dioscoreales; Dioscoreaceae
Product: beta-glucosidase BoGH3B-like
Exons: 11
Coding region: 110-2116 (668 amino acids)
Biological process (GO): glucan catabolic process
Molecular function (GO): beta-glucosidase activity
Source: RefSeq, a predicted model, not a curated record
GCGGUUUGAGAGUCACUGUUGAUCGGUGCUCUGGGUUUGAUUAGGGUUUUGGGCAUUGAUUCUUGUUCGCUUGCUCAUAUAGUAAGAACUGGUGGUCCUUGAUUUGAAGAUGGCAAGUUUUGCAACAUCUUGGUUAUGUAUCUUUUUCCUGUUAUGUUGUGCAUAUGCUGGGGAAGCUGAAUAUAUUUUGUACAAAGAUCAUAAGCAGCAUUUGAACAAUCGAAUUAAAGACUUGCUAAGCAGGAUGACUCUUGCGGAAAAAAUUGGUCAGAUGACCCAGAUUGAACGAAAGAAUGCAUCAGCUGAUGUCAUGAAAAAUUUCUUUAUAGGUGGUGUACUAAGUGGUGGAGGAAGUGUUCCUGCUCCCAUGGCCUCUGCUGAGGUGUGGGUUAACAUGGUAAAUGAAAUUCAGAGGGCUGCUCUGUCAACACGUCUUGGAAUUCCUAUGCUUUAUGGAAUUGAUGCUGUUCAUGGUCAUAAUAAUGUCUACAAUGCUACAAUAUUCCCUCACAAUAUUGGUCUUGGAGCUACCAGGGAUCCUGAACUAGUGAGGAGGAUUGGUGUUGCAACUGCCCUUGAAGUCCGAGCUACAGGCAUUCCCUACACAUUUGCUCCAUGUAUUGCGGUUUGCAGAGAUCCAAGGUGGGGUCGUUGUUAUGAAAGUUACAGUGAGGACCAUGCGGUUGUCCAAGCAAUGACUGAGAUAAUCCCAGGACUACAGGGUGAUAUACCAGCCAAUUCCUCCAAGGGUGUUCCUUAUGUUGCUGGAAAGGACAAAGUUGCUGCAUGUGCUAAGCAUUUUGUUGGUGAUGGUGGGACUCAUAAUGGAAUUAAUGAGAACAACACUAUCAUUGACCGUCACGGGCUUCUCAGCAUCCACAUGCCUGCUUACUAUAAUGCCAUCAUCCAUGGUGUUUCCACUGUCAUGGUCUCGUACUCAAGCUGGAACGGAGUGAAAAUGCAUGCUGAUUACAAUUUGGUCACUGGUUAUCUCAAGAACACACUGAAGUUUAGGGGCUUUGUGAUCUCUGAUUGGCAAGGCAUUGAUCGGAUAACUACUCCAGCUGAUGUAAAUUACACUUAUUCUGUUCAACAAGGAGUUAAUGCCGGUAUUGAUAUGGUGAUGGUGCCUUAUGACUACCCAACCUUUAUCAAUGAACUCACCUCUCUGGUUAACAAGGGUGUCAUCCCCAUGAGCAGAAUUGAUGAUGCUGUUAGAAGGAUUCUUCGGGUAAAAUUUACAAUGGGUCUUUUUGAAAUCGCACUUGCAGAUCUUAGCUUUGCAGAACAACUAGGAAGCCGGGAGCACAGGGAUUUGGCCAGAGAAGCCGUUAGAAAAUCACUCGUACUGUUGAAAAAUGGUAAAAGAGCUAAUGAGCCAAUUCUUCCUUUGCCUAAGAAGGCUUCCAGCAUCCUUGUUGCUGGAACUCAUGCUAAUAACUUGGGCUAUCAGUGUGGGGGGUGGACAAUUGAAUGGCAAGGAGGCAGUGGAGACACCACUGUUGGAACUACUAUCUUAGAUGCGAUCAAAUUUACAGUUGAUGGUAGUACAGACGUCAUCUACUCUGAGAACCCUGAUGCUAGCCUUGUUAAAGCCAAUAACUUCUCGUAUGCCAUUGUUGUUGUUGGAGAAACUCCAUAUGCCGAAACUAAUGGAGACAACCUCAACCUUACAAUUCCAGAUCCUGGUCCAAGUACAAUCCAGACUGUUUGUGGUGCCAUCAAGUGUGUUGUGGUCAUCAUCUCUGGCAGGCCUGUCGUGAUUACACCUUAUAUCGCCUCCAUUGACGCUUUGGUUGCUGCUUGGCUUCCUGGAUCUGAAGGCCAAGGCGUCGCAGAUGUGCUCUUCGGGGACUAUGGAUUCACCGGAAAGCUUCCAAGGACCUGGUUCAAGUCUGUGGACCAGCUUCCCAUGAAUGUCGGCGAUAAGCAUUAUGACCCAUUGUUCCCAUUUGGAUUUGGCUUGACUACAAUGCCGACGGGAAGGAUGAUCUCUGGUGCUGUUGUGAGAAAUGAGCAUUAUGGGAUGGUGUCUCUAUUUAUCAAUUUAUUGGUGACGUUCAUUGUUUCGAAGACUUGCUGUUUUGAAGGCUGCUUGUUCUUUGAUUGGGAAUGAAUAAGGUUAGUUUUGUUAACUCUGCUGAACAGCAGAAAUUUCAUUUUUAGGAUUGUUGUUUGUUAAUAAUUUUGAAUUAUUCUUUUUGUUGUUAAUUUGUAAUGGAAAAUAAAGCAGUGUAAAUAAAGUUGUUGGAUUAAUU